Messenger RNA from Salvelinus namaycush (lake trout), 1572 nucleotides. RefSeq names its product peroxisomal biogenesis factor 5-like b (gene pex5lb). The coding region runs from base 4 to 1572 and encodes 522 amino acids. The transcript is spliced from 11 exons. Lineage: Eukaryota; Metazoa; Chordata; Actinopteri; Salmoniformes; Salmonidae. Gene Ontology annotation, cellular component: cytosol; peroxisomal membrane. Gene Ontology annotation, molecular function: protein binding. The record is from RefSeq and is a predicted model, not a curated record. Gene Ontology annotation, biological process: protein import into peroxisome matrix, docking.
GCCAUGGUGCUGAAGGAGCUUCCGGGUAAAAAGGCAUCCUCCGAAGGAAACCCCCUCCUCACCGUGACAACCAAGCUGGUCGGUGAGCAGCAAGAGAGCCGCCCGCUGCUGAGCCCCUCCAUUGACGACUUCCUGUCGGAGAGCCGCAUCGAUGGCCCUGUGGUCCGACCGGUCACCUCCAACACAGCAGUUCUAUCCUCAGCCCUCGACCUGGUGGACCUGAGCGAGCCUAGUGAACGCAGUAGCGGGAAGGUCAGCGUCAGCGUCAGGGAGCGUCCGAGCCCCUUGGGGCCCCGUAAGGGAAAUUCUAAAAACAGCCCACGGAGAGGGAAGAGACGCGAUGAGACGGAGCUCAUCCAGGUGGAGGUGGAGCGCUCAUCGAGCGCCCCACGAGCCCCCGAGAGGGACCCAGUACCCCAACAAGUGCGGCCCAGUCUCCGUCACCUCUUAGGCAGACAUCAUUCCCAGGAGGAGGAGUUUGUAAGAGCAAAGGCUGCUGUAGAGUCAGACACAGAGUUCUGGGAUAAGAUGCAGGCAGAAUGGGAGGAACUGGCUCGCAGGAAUUGGCUCGAGGAAGAAAAUGAAGGCCUGAUACCACCCAGCAUCUCUCCAAUUGAGAAGGGCUACUACUUUCACACCAACAACCCGUACAAAGAGUGGCCCAAUGCUUUUGAGGAAGGGCAGCAGAAGGCCAGAGAUGGUGACCUGAACAAUGCUGUCCUGCUACUGGAGGCGGCCAUUUUGCAGGACCCUUCGGACUCGGAGGCUUGGCAGGUUCUGGGCACCACACAGGCCGAGAAUGAGAAUGAGCAGGCGGCCAUCGUGUCACUCCAGAGGUGUCUAGACCUCCACCACAACAACUUGCCGGCCCUCAUGGCCCUGGCGGUGAGUUUGACCAACACAGGCAUGCAACAGGACGCUUGCAAGGCCCUGCACCGCUGGAUCUGCCACAACCCCCGUUAUAAACAUCUACUGCCAGGGAGCCGGAGCCCACUGCUGCAGGGGUCCCCCACCACACCGCGCAGGGGUCGUCCCCAUACGCCAACUUCUUGCACCCAGCUGGUGGAGGUCAAGGGGUUGUAUCAGGAGGCCGCCUUGCUGAAUACAGAUGGGGUCGACCCGGACCUCCAGACAGGCCUUGGGGUCCUGUUCAACCUCAGCUCCGAGUUUGACAAGGCUGUGGAGGCCUUCAACUCAGCCCUGUCUGUCAGACCUGAGGACUACCUGCUGUGGAACCGCCUGGGGGCCACACUGGCUAAUGGGGACCAUAGUGAGGAGGCAGUGGAGGCAUACACCCGGGCCCUGGAGCUCCAGCCGGGCUUCAUCAGGUCCCGCUACAACCUGGGCAUCAGCUGCAUCAACCUGGGAGCGCACAAGGAGGCAGCUAGUAACUUCCUGACUGCCCUUAACCAGCAGAGGCAGAGCCAGAGUCACCAAGUCAUGUCGGCUAACAUCUGGGCUGCCCUUCGGAUCGCCCUCUCCAUGAUGGACCGGCCCGAGCUCUUCCAGGCUGCGAACCUUGGAGACCUGGACCGUCUCAUGAAGGCCUUCGAAAUGGGGCGGGUUAUGUGA